Molecule: messenger RNA, 3393 nt
Organism: Diachasmimorpha longicaudata
Lineage: Eukaryota; Metazoa; Arthropoda; Insecta; Hymenoptera; Braconidae
Gene: frtz
Product: fritz
Exons: 13
Coding region: 56-3340 (1094 amino acids)
Biological process (GO): cilium organization; nervous system development; establishment of protein localization
Cellular component (GO): axonemal basal plate
Molecular function (GO): protein binding
Source: RefSeq, a predicted model, not a curated record
UAAGUUGUGAAGAUCGAAUUGUUUUAUUAGAUUUAAGAUAGAUGAGGGAUUAAUUAUGUUCGCUUUGUUGAGUGAUAUCAAGCUGUGGAGUUGCGAUGAUAAUAUUGAUAUCAAGGACACCGAUUUUGGAGCAUUUAGGUACAAUGACAGAAAAACUGAUGGUUUUUAUAAUGAGGGGAAGAGAUCUUACUGUAACAAUCGGGGUAUUAUUCAUACUCCAGUCAAUAAAAAAGGGAAAAAAUUAAAGGAUGGACUGAAAUAUUUGGAGGAACAAUUGAGGGAUCACUCGAUAAUCUACUCCGUGUGGCACGACCAGAAUGCCCUAGAAUUGAUGCUCAACACAGGCUUAUUGAUCUUUAUUCAGAUAAAAAUUCCAACUGGCGACAUUGAUAGAAUCGGUUUCGAUAAGUACCUGGUGGGAAAGGUCCCAGACCAUCUCUCAGACGCUGUCAUCACAAGGGAGAAUUUAGUUUGCACUCAGAACGACAGUCAAGUCACAAUUUUACACUUUACAAAGUCUAAGAGACAGGGUUUCGAGAAGAUUAGCAAGUUGGAGCCUAAACUAGUAAUUGUGGAGCUGUCUGGACCCAGUGGAAGGAGAAUUGAAAAGAAAAUUCGAGUUAAUCGAACUGGCGAUUUAGUCUUAAUCUGGUGGAAAUCGACGAGCAACGAGGUCUACCCAUGGAGUCCAGCGAUGAAGGAACACGACCGAGCAAACGUUCAUCUCUAUCGUCUCAGGGGUGUCAAGUUCGAAUUACUGUGCUAUAUCAAGACUGAAUUCGAUCCCCUGUGCGUUAUAUUCAACUCGAGACAGGAAAAUGUUUUGCAUUCUGUCGAGCAGAAGGUGUCACGAAAGGGGGAAGUUACAAUCGAAUGGCAAACGUAUCAAGUAUCCCAACAAGAUAAACUACAAAGGAUUGAAGUUGUCUCGAUUCCCCUCCCCACCCACACAAGUUGUUCCCGAUUUUCACCAAAUCAGGACAUGCUCCUGCUCUGUUGUAUUGACGGGUCCAUCACCCUCCAUGAUCACACAAAGGGGACUAACGCAAGUGUGAAAGCGGGAUUUAUACCAACAUUGGCGUCUUGGCACAGUGACAGUUUCAUAUUCACAGUGGGAAACGAGAGGGGACAAUGUCAACACUACGACAUUUCCCUCACCUGCAUUAAAACCCAAAUGUUGAAUGAAGAGUCGACGCAAUCGAGCAUACUCGAUCUAACGUCGUACUUCAGGAGUCAGCCUGCACUCCUGCAAAUAUCCUGGUGUAAAAAACUCGAUGAUGAGAUUUAUUACAACGAUCGAUACAAAAAUAGAGACUCCCUUCUUUUUCUGUCGUUUGAGAGGGGUCCUCUGGGUGUCAUGAGAAUCGUGGGAGGCAGUAAUUUAACUGGGGACGUUCUAGUCUUCAAAUACCUCAGCUUAUGUUCACCAGAUCGUGCCACUUCUCUUCUCCUCUCCAUGAACUGGGACAGUCAUCCCAGGAUUUGUAUGCACUCGUUGAAUCAAAUCCUAAAUCAUCUCUUCAAACUUCCUCUGGUGCCGGAACGUGAGAGCCUGAUUCAGGAUGCACUGGGGGGUUUUCACGUUCCAGUGCGUCCAAUAAGCCAAGCUGUUGAGGACGAAUACGGGGACGAGAUCAAGGACCUCACAAGAAGGUUUUUCCACCACUUAAUGCGUUACAAAUUAUUCGAGAAGGCCUUCAGGUUGGCGAUCGACCUGAAUGAUCACGAUUUGUUUAUGGAUAUUCAUUACUAUGCGCUUGUGGUCAAUGAUGUUGAGAUGGCGCGGGCUGCCAAGGAAAAGGCGGAGCUCGUCCUGAGCAGAUCGAAUAGUUGUGCGAGUUCACAUUCCACUUGCUCAAGGCCAUCCUGCUCCCUUUGCUCAGACUCCCCCAGUGACAAUGACAGUGAAUCUUACACGGAAGAGAGUGGCAGUGACUCCCCCCGCAGAAGACCAAGAAAAUUCACAAAAACCCCAAGUCUGUCUCAAAUUCCUCCUCUCCCAAUAAUCACCUCAGGGUCUUUCACUCCAGUGCCCCAGAUCUCUACCUCCUUCAACGACCCUCCCUCACCCAAGAAAUACCUCAACAUUCUCUCGAAACCCUUCGAUUACAAAUUCCGAGAAAUCAAUCCCACAACCGUCACUCCGAACAAAAACACUUUCUCGAGGAUGUCGACUUCCUUUGCUCCUCAGAGCAAAAAUCAUUUUCCCAAGAUGUCCACAUCCUUUGGGAAUCUGAAAAUCAGUGAGCUUCAGUGCCUCAGAGAGCCCACAUUUCGGAGAGCAUUCUCUAACGAUCGGUUCUUGACAUCUGAGUCUCAGGAGACUGAUAAGACUGGGGCGAAAAUGGAGGAGGUCAGGUCUGUGGAUAUUCCCAAUUCUAUUGAGUACUCCUUCAUGAGCAUUGACACCAACCUCACGAGUACAUCCUUCAUUUCUGAGGAUAAUUGCUCCUCAAGCAUUCCCCACCCUACCAUAACUGAAGAGGAAGAAUCAAAAAGUCCGCAGAAAUCUCAAGAGUCAGUGCACCUCUUCAACUCUGAAAACCUCGUAUCAACCUCCUUCAACGACGAAGACCCAGAGGAGGGGACCCCUGAGGACGAUGAUCACUCCGAGAAGGACACAAGUACCACAAGUAUUGAGGUGCCCCCACCUCCAGAGAUGACCUCAUCCCUCGCGAAUUACCUCAGCAGCCUCCCCAUGAAAAACCUCCCCAUCUCCAGGAGCACCCCUGGCCUCUCGGACAUCAACGAACUCAUGAGGUUCUCAACGAGGAGCACUCGAGGAGUGCAGACCCAGUCGUCAGUCUCUGCGAUUCUUCAGAACAGGGGAAGAAACAAUUUUGGGGGAAGUGGAACCUACAGAUUUAAUUACGACCUCGGGGAUGAGGCCAUGUUUACCGGGAGUUGCGAGGACCUCCGGAGGACUGAGGGCCAGAUCUUCGGGGGGUAUCUCAAAGAGAGGGCUAGAGGGGAGAAAAUUGAGAGGAGAACGAGAGCUGAUGGCAACUCCAAUGUCCCACCCCUUCCUGUGGUGGGGGCCAGGGGGCUGGAGGGCUUCGGGGAGAGGCCAAAGGUCAAAUUUUCCAACACUGUGACACAUAUCCUAGUGCCCGGCAGUGGACAGGGUUAUAGACCCCUGCAGCGUCCAGUGACUAAACUCCAUCCCAUGGACCCCAAGAGAGAGUUAGCAGAGAGUCUUCCCCUCUGUCUGGGAAACGAAGACUACCUGAAGGAUUUCCAGCCCCUCUCAAAAGACCCUGGGGGUGAGGAGAAACCGAAAGAACCCGUGAAGACCGAGGAAACAGCGAAAAUCAAAGUCGUUCACUUCGGACUUUUGUAAACCCUCAAUUACCGAAUUAUGGUCAAUGAUUUAUCAUUAUCGAAUUCCGUCCA